GUGAUCAGGAGGUACGUUAAGCAGAAAACCUGAAUGAAAGACAUUGUCCUGAGAAAAGGACAAGUGGAGAGUAGGAGAGCUGGUAGGGGAAUAUACAAAUAGAGUGGAGAAACUUCUUAGAGGAGUAGCUUUUUCUUCGCUCUACUGAUCUCACUUCCUGUCUGUAUUCGUAUUCGACUGUGCCUGACAAUCAUUGCCAUGGGUGAAAUGGAGCAACUGAGAAAGGAGGCAGAGAGCCUGAAGGAUGAGAUCACUGCAGCUCGUAAAGCUGUGCAGGACCUUACACUGCAGGAUCAUGUGGCAGGGACAGCUGUUGUGGGGCGUGUCCAGCUAAAGAUCAGGAAAACGUUGAGAGGCCACCUGUCUAAAAUCUAUGCCAUGCACUGGGGGACAGACUCAAAAUUGUGUGUCAGUGCAUCCCAAGAUGGCAAGUUAAUUGUAUGGGACAGCUACAGCACCAAUAAGGUGCAUGCAAUCCCACUGAAGUCCUCAUGGGUCAUGACAUGUGCGUACGCCCCUUCAGGAAACAUGGUGGCGUGUGGAGGACUUGAUAACAUGUGCUCCAUCUAUAACCUGAAGGGCAAAGAUGGUAAUGUUAAGGUCAUGCGGGAGCUCGCAGCACACACAGGUUACCUGUCUUGCUGCCGCUUCCUGAGUGACAGUGAAAUCAUCACCAGUUCUGGAGAUUGCACCUGUGUUCUGUGGGACAUUGAGACAGGAUCACAGAAGACCAUAUUUGCUGGCCAUCUAGGAGACUGUAUGUCUCUGGGUGUGGCCCCAGACUUUAACACUUUCAUCUCAGGAGCUUGUGACUUCACAGCCAAACUGUGGGACAUCCGUGACGGCCAGUGCAGACAGACCUUUGGAGGCCAUGAGAGCGACAUCAAUGCCAUUGGGUUUUUCCCAAAUGGCAAUGCAGUGAUUACAGGUUCAGAUGAUGCUUCCUGCAAGCUGUAUGACCUGCGUGCAGAUCAGGAGCUCAUGACAUACCAGGACUCCGCCAUCAUGUGUGGAGUAACUUCCAUUGCUCCCUCACUUUCUGGACGACUUAUCCUUGCUGGCUAUGAUGACUUUAACUGCAAUAUUUGGGACUCGCUUAAGGCAGAGAGAGUCGGAGUGUUGUCUGGUCAUGACAACAGAGUGAGCUGUAUUGGAGUGACGACUGAUGGCAUGGCCUGCUGCACAGGGUCAUGGGAUAGCUUUCUGAAGAUCUGGAACUAAGGCGCUGUCUCAGAGAGAGGCAAUAUUAGGAGAAUAUGUCAAAGACAGAGUACAAUGUAAUCGAUACGAUUGAAACAGGACAAUGGAAAAUACUUGUAUUAGCAUCACAACAAGAAGGACUGUGAAUAGGAAAAACUCAUUCAGAGAUGGGAGAACUUGUAGAACAAUCUUGUCAAAGAAAUCAUGCAAUAAUAGAUCAAAAUCUUUCAAGGAUUAACUGCAAAAGUGGGCAUUUACAAAGCAAUUACCUAUUUGGUGAUUUCUGAGGUCAUUUUUGGAUAGAGUAAUUAGCACAUGAGUGUGUUAUUGCAUACAAGACUUUCAAGACUUGCAUAAAGCUUUCUGAUAUCAUCUACAUAGUGCAUCCCAUGCUAUCAAACCUAUAUGAAAGAGGUUGCCAAAAUAGUUGUGCAAGAUUUGAGUAUACAAUGACUUGUCUACACAGAAUUACAUUUUCACUUUUAUACAAUGUGGUUUACAGCCUAUAGAUAGAUCAAAUAGUUUUCUAGUGAGACUGUCUGUUUGAAGUUUAUUUUUGUUGAUUUUGUAUUUUUUUUUUAGUGCACUGAUAGUAUCAUCUGAUUGUUCUUUUCUGCAUAUUCAGGCCAAU
Xyrauchen texanus (razorback sucker) is the source of this 1831-nucleotide messenger RNA. RefSeq names its product guanine nucleotide-binding protein G(I)/G(S)/G(T) subunit beta-3-like. The record is from RefSeq and is a predicted model, not a curated record. The transcript is spliced from 9 exons. Bases 199 to 1221 code for a protein of 340 amino acids. Gene Ontology annotation, molecular function: protein binding; signaling receptor complex adaptor activity. NCBI's taxonomy places the organism in Eukaryota, Metazoa, Chordata, Actinopteri, Cypriniformes, Catostomidae. Gene Ontology annotation, cellular component: cytoplasm; heterotrimeric G-protein complex. Gene Ontology annotation, biological process: G protein-coupled receptor signaling pathway.